This is a messenger RNA of Suncus etruscus (white-toothed pygmy shrew), 983 nucleotides long. It is a transcript of the gene CHAC2, whose product is annotated as ChaC glutathione specific gamma-glutamylcyclotransferase 2. The transcript is spliced from 3 exons. The coding region runs from base 115 to 669 and encodes 184 amino acids. NCBI's taxonomy places the organism in Eukaryota, Metazoa, Chordata, Mammalia, Eulipotyphla, Soricidae. The record is from RefSeq and is a predicted model, not a curated record. Gene Ontology annotation, biological process: glutathione catabolic process. Gene Ontology annotation, molecular function: glutathione specific gamma-glutamylcyclotransferase activity; gamma-glutamylcyclotransferase activity. Gene Ontology annotation, cellular component: cytoplasm.
CGCGCCUGCGCCUGCACCCGCCCAGCCGGUAACUUGCAGUCUGCGGCGGACGGGCCUGGGGGAGGCCAAGCUGGACCUGACCCGGCCAGGCCAGGUGUAGGCAGGCGGGCCGAGAUGUGGGUGUUCGGCUACGGGUCCCUGAUCUGGAAGGUGGAUUUCCCGUACCAGGACAAGCUGGUCGGACACAUCACGGGCUACAGCAGGCGCUUCUGGCAGGGCAGCACCGAUCACCGUGGGGUGCCCGGCAAGCCUGGAAGAGUUGUGACUCUUGUUGAAGAUCCUGGGGGCUGUGUGUGGGGUGUUGCUUACAAACUCCCAGCAGGAAAGGAAGAAGAAGUGAAAGCAUACCUGGACUUUCGAGAGAAAGGAGGCUACAUGACCACCACAGUCCUCUUCUACCCCAAAGACCCCGACACGACACCCUUCAGUGUACUGCUAUACAUCGGAACCUGUGACAACCCCAACUACCUUGGGCCUGCACCUCUGGAAGACAUCGCUGAGCAGAUAUUUAACGCAGCUGGCCCCAGUGGAAGAAACACAGAAUACCUUUUUGAACUCGCAAAUUCUAUUAGGAACCUUGUGCCAGAAGAUGCAGAUGAGCAUCUUUUUUCUUUGGAAAAACUAGUAAAGGAACGUUUAGAAGGAAAACAGAAUCUUAAUUGCAUAUGAAAACACCCAAUCACUGGCUUUUCCACAUAAGCAGAGCUCUUAGUCUUCAGAGAAUAGCUUCCUUCCACAAAGGCCAUAUGAUUCGGAAAUGUGUUUACUUCAAGACCUUAUUUAUUUUUAAAGUUGUAGUCAAUAUAUUUCAAAUUUAGUUUUACUAUAAAUGUCCUAAAUACGUUCAGUAUACUGAGAUCUAGAUAAAAAAUUUCCAAGCUUUAAUAUAAUGAUUUCCUAAUAAUAUGAGGCUGAACAUUUAUGUAUGAGAAUUGAGUUCUCUACAAAAGCACAGUGAAAGACUCACUUUAGAGCUUGUUUUU